Nicotiana tabacum (common tobacco) is the source of this 487-nucleotide messenger RNA. Lineage: Eukaryota; Viridiplantae; Streptophyta; Magnoliopsida; Solanales; Solanaceae. The record is from RefSeq and is a predicted model, not a curated record.
UUAAAUAGUAGCCUCUAGUAAUGAUGAAAUAAAAAUUCUACAACAAAACCUCUCAUAUAUAUUUUAAGCAACUCUCACCCCAAUCAACACUCUUCUUCGUCUACUUCUUCAUCUUCUUCUUAAGCGUCUGUCAAUGGCAUGUUAUAUUACAAUAAUCACGGUAUUUUUGGUCCUGAAGUUAGUUGAAGGUGCACCUCAAGUGCCUUGUUAUUUCAUUUUUGGGGACUCGUUACUUGAUAAUGGCAACAACAAUGACAUUAACACAGCAGCAAGAGCUAAUUAUCUACCUUAUGGAGUUGACUUCCCCGACGGUCCAACUGGUCGAUUCACCAAUGGCAGGAAUAUGGCAGAUUUGCUAGCGGAACACCUUGGUUUUGAUAACUACAUUCCACCUUAUGCUGCUGGUGCAACGGGGGAUGAGAUCUUGCAAGGUGUGAACUAUGCAUCUGGUUCAGCUGGAAUUCGCAACGAUACAGGAAAUCACCUU